Messenger RNA from Alnus glutinosa, 1642 nucleotides. Its product is annotated as cytochrome P450 716B1-like. Gene Ontology annotation, biological process: sterol metabolic process. Gene Ontology annotation, molecular function: monooxygenase activity; iron ion binding; oxidoreductase activity, acting on paired donors, with incorporation or reduction of molecular oxygen. The transcript is spliced from 4 exons. NCBI's taxonomy places the organism in Eukaryota, Viridiplantae, Streptophyta, Magnoliopsida, Fagales, Betulaceae. Bases 123 to 1547 code for a protein of 474 amino acids. The record is from RefSeq and is a predicted model, not a curated record.
UCCUUCUAAGUUCUCAGAACUUAUUUUAAACAGAUGCCUUGCACCAUCAACUCUCUAUCUCUAUUAAACCCCCGCCCCCAACACCCCCUUUCACUUCUAUACACCAAAGCCACACAACAAUAAUGAAUAUUUUCCUGGCAAUCUUUCUCUUCCUCAUUCCCAUCUUCCUUCUCCUUGCAAGGGGAAGAAGAUCAUCAAAAAGGGUGCCUCCAGGGUCACUUGGAAUACCCCUUUUGGGCCAAAGCCUUGGCCUUCUUCGAGCCAUGCGUGCCAACACUGCAGAAAAAUGGCUAGAAGAAAGAAUCAGAAAGUAUGGUCCAAUUUCAAAGCUAAGCCUCUUUGGUAAACCAACAGUGUUCAUUUAUGGACAGGCUGCAAACAAGUUUGUAUUCACCAGUGACAGCAGCACAAUUGGUUACCAGCAAAAUCAGUCACUUCGAAUGAUUUUGGGCGAUCGGAAUAUUUUCGAGCUGAGUGGUGAAGAUCACAAGCGCGUUAGAGGCGCACUUGUAUCAUUCUUAAAGCCUGAAUCAUUAAAGCAGUAUGUGGGAAAAAUGGAUGGCGAAGUCAAGGAGCACCUUGAGAUGCAUUGGCAAGGCAAGCAACAGGUUGAGGUGUUGCCCCUCAUGAAGACCCUCACAUUCAACAUAAUUUGCUCUCUUCUAUUCGGAGUUGAGCGAGGAGCUCGAAGAGAUAAAUUUGUUGCUUGCUUCCAAGAGAUGAUAUUAGGGAUGUGGUCGGUUCCAAUUAACUUGCCCUUCACACGCUACAACCGCAGCCUCAGAGCAAGUGCAACAGUUCAAAACAUGAUUAAGGACCUCAUACGUGAGAAGAGAGUGGAAUUUGAGCAGAAGGGUGCUUCUCCUCACCAAGACCUUAUCACUUGUUUGCUUAGCAUGCGCAAGGAGGACAAUGAAGAAGUACUAACAGAGAAUGAGAUUGUGCACAAUGUCAUGUUUGUCAUGGUUGCAGGACACGAUACUUCGUCUGUUCUGAUGACUUUCAUAAUGAGGCUGCUAGCAAAUGAACCUACUGUGUAUGCAGAUGUUCUUCAAGAACAGGAAGAGAUAGCAAAGACCAAGCCCUCGGGAGAGUUUCUAACGUGGGAAGACUUAGCCAAAAUGAAGUACACCUGGAGAGUAGCAUUGGAAACAUUGAGGAUGGUUCCUCCUGUCUUUGGUAACUUUAGGAAGGCCAUGAAAGAUAUUGAAUAUGAUGGAUACCUAAUUCCUAAAGGGUGGCAAAUAUUAUGGGCUGCACUAAUGACCCAUAUGGACAGUAGCAUAUUCCCAGAACCAUCAAAGGUUGAUCCAAGUAGAUUUGAGAACCAAGCAUCGGUUCCACCCUACACGUUUGUUGCAUUCGGAGCAGGUCCUCGAAUAUGUCCAGGAUAUGAGUUUGCUAGAAUCGAAACCCUUGUCACAAUUCAUUAUCUAGUAACUCAGUUCACAUGGAAGUUAUGCGCAGACAAUUCUUUCAACAGAGAUCCCAUGCCAGUACCAACUCAAGGUCUACCUAUCAAACUUGUGCCAAGGAAACUACAUUAGCUCUGUAAAAUCUUUACUUUCAUGCUUAUCUAACGUUGUAUUUCUUUCAUGAGUCGUACUUACAUAAUAAGAAUAAUUGCAAAAGACUACAUAAA